This is a messenger RNA of Paraglomus occultum, 333 nucleotides long. NCBI's taxonomy places the organism in Eukaryota, Fungi, Glomeromycota, Glomeromycetes, Paraglomerales, Paraglomeraceae. The record is from the annotation of a GenBank genome assembly.
AUGUCUACUCAAAAAUAUAAUAACAAAGGCAAAAUACGCCUUCAUCAACCCCCAACAAAUAUAGACAUUUUAUAUACGGUACUAAACACUGUACCAAAUGAUAUAAUAACACUAAGAGUUAGGUUAUUAAGACCUCUUUUAAUAAGCUACGCUCUUGGGGGAGAUCUUAGGGCAUUAAUCAUUCUGAACAAAUCUUUGCUCAACCUCCGCAUAAACAAGAGAGUUGCCAUAUCCCACUCUCAUCAGCUGAGUGAUCGCGAAGCGAAGAAGACGAUGACUUGCGGCGCGGGGGACGGCGGGAAAUUACAGCGCGCUCCCGCUGCUCGGGGUUGA